GUGUUCAGGGGAGGGGGGAGGGGGCUCGGCGAUCGCAUUAUUAUGUUAUUAUUAUUAUUUUCAUAUACACGACAGUAACGAUUACGAAUCGGUAACGCGUCAGCGUAUCGUGCCCGGCACAGACAUUUCACUCGUAUUUGCAGUGUAUAGGUACACUCACCUUAUUAUUACUAUAACGUACAGUAUUAGUAUUAAAUUUAAUUAAAAUUAAUAUAUUAUUGCAAAUAUACCUACCAAUAUACGCACGUAUGUUCGGGCUACCGGGAAUUAUGAGCAAAGGUGUCUCCGGACAGAGCGGCGGCAGCAAUCGGAGUCACAUCUCUAAGAGCAGCAAUAACAGCAACAAGAGUAAAACGCUUACGUAUCUGCUGUGGCUGAUCGGCGGCGUGUGCGGACUGCACCAUUUCUACUUGGGUAGAGACCUGCAAGGCGUGCUUUGGUGGUGCACGUUCGGUGGGUAUUUCGGAUUUGGUUGGCUCAGGGACCUGUUCUAUAUCGGCGAAUACGUGGCCGACGCUAACAAAGACGAGAAAUACAUGAAAAAAGUCGAGUACAUGGUGCGAGUACACGAAAAGCCACCGUUUUCUACGGUUCGAUUCACUGGAAUGGUAGUAGUGGCUUAUCUUUUCAGUACUGUUGUAUCCUUAGCAAUACCUGAGGAUAAUGUUGGAGGUCUUAGUUGGCAAUGGUUACAUGUAUUUACUCCUCUAGCUGCAGCUUUAGGAGUAUGGGCUGUGGGAAAUAUUGGUCAUGAAAAAGGAUCUCUAAAAUGGCCUUUAAUAUGUGCAUAUUUAGUACCUAUGGUUGGUAAUCCAUUGAAAUCAUUUAUUUUUGAUAAAUGGGGCUAUGAUAUUGAUGAAUCUACAUCGUUUGCCAUCAUGAUAUUAUCUGCAGCAUGGUCAUUUGAUCAUUUGGAAAAACGGUGGAGACCAAAAAACCGAAAGACUCCAGGUACUUUAAAGAGAAUUAUGGUUAUCAGUAUGUGUUGUUUAUUAUACAUGGCUUUAUGGAGUAGUUAUUUGUAUUUCAAUGCCAAAGUAACUGAUGAAGAAGGAGAUGAAGUACCAUUCCACGAGGCUUUAGGUCAUUUUUUCAGUUCACCCUGGUGGUUAGAUGUAAAACAAUCAUUUAUUGAUGUAUGGCAAUUUGCUCAAGAACACGGGUGGAUGGAGACUUGGCGGCAAAUAGUUUCAUUGUCUGAUCCUUCGGGUGAACAGAAUGCUUUUAAGGUGUUGGAAUUAAGAUCAGGAGCUACGCAAACUGAAAUAAAAAAUCAAUGUAGAACAUUAGCAGUAAAAUACCACCCAGACAAAGCUAAAGAUGAUGUAACUAAGAAAGAUGUACAAAAUCGAUUCUUUGAAGUACAGCAAGCAUGUGAACUGUUAUCAAAUAGUAGAGCUAAAAGGCGAAGAAGAAAUAAACAAUUUAAUGAAGAACUUUAAGUUGCAAUAUUAUUUUACUUUUGUUAUGUAUCUAUCAUAAAACCAUAAUUAUUUAAAAAAUUACUGUGAUAAAACCAAAUUAAUGUUUACUGCAACAUUAUUUAAGAAUAGCAUUUUUCAUAAAUACUAUUAGUCAAGGUUUUAAAUAUUUAUGUGAUGGAUAAUUUUAAAACAAAAAUUACAAUUUUGAAAUUCUUUAUAUGGUAACUUAACAUUAUACUUUAUAAAGGAAUAUUUUCAUCAGAUUAAUAGUGUUUUAGUUUUAGGAAUAUUCAUUAUCAUUUAUUAUACUAUAACGUUGUCCAAUAAAACACUAGAGUCUAGAAUCACAUUUUAUAAACGCUCAUUGAGUAUAAAUGUAUAAAUUUGUAUGUAAACCAAAUUAAACACCAAUUUUAUAUUUACAUAUUUUGUUAGAAUCAUAAAUGUAAUGUUUUCGAGUUUUCAGUGAGUCUCGAAGUUCCUAUAAAUAAUAAUAAUGUUUAGUUUAUUUUUAAUAUGUAUUUAACUUAUAAUACCAAACUUUAUAAUUUUAUUAUUUGUUUAAAAUUAAAUAAUUUUAAUUUACUA
Molecule: messenger RNA, 2012 nt
Organism: Rhopalosiphum padi (bird cherry-oat aphid)
Lineage: Eukaryota; Metazoa; Arthropoda; Insecta; Hemiptera; Aphididae
Gene: wus
Product: dnaJ homolog subfamily C member 22
Exons: 5
Coding region: 249-1442 (397 amino acids)
Biological process (GO): endocytosis
Cellular component (GO): early endosome; plasma membrane
Source: RefSeq, a predicted model, not a curated record